AAGCACUUCCGGUUCGGAGGCGCGCGACCUGCGUAGCUACUUCCGGGUUCCCAAUUCGUUCGCUCCUUUCGCCACGCCGCACAGACACCGGCUGCCGCCGUCUACUACAUCCGGGCCCCUCGCACUGCUGCUGCCGCCGCCGCCGCCGGGUGCUGAGACCCCCUCCCCGCUCCACCGGGGAGAUGCUGCUGCGGGGCUUGCUGGGCCCUGGUGCCGCGGCCUGGUCCGCGAUCUCGGGGUUGCGAGGGCUGGUGCUGCUGCUGUGCCUGGCGGGCGCCGUGCGGGCCUCCGAGAUCACGUUCGAGCUGCCCGACAACGCCAAGCAGUGCUUCUACGAGGAGAUCGCGCAGGGCACCAAGUGCACCCUGGAGUUCCAGGUGAUCACUGGAGGGCAUUAUGAUGUUGAUUGUCGGCUGGAAGAUCCUGAUGGCAUUGUGUUGUACAAAGAGAUGAAAAAACAGUAUGAUAGCUUUACCUUCACUGCAUCUAGGAAUGGAACAUACAAAUUCUGCUUCAGCAAUGAAUUUUCUACUUUCACGCACAAAACUGUGUACUUCGACUUCCAGGUUGGAGAAGAUCCACCUCUGUUUCCUAGUGAGAACAGAGUCACUGCACUUACCCAGAUGGAGUCUGCUUGUGUUUCAAUUCAUGAAGCUUUGAAGUCUGUUAUCGAUUAUCAGACUCACUUCCGCUUGAGAGAAGCACAAGGUCGCAGCAGAGCAGAAGAUCUAAACACCAGAGUAGCCUAUUGGUCAAUAGGGGAAGCCAUCAUUCUUCUAGUAGUUAGUAUUGGGCAGGUAUUUCUCCUGAAAAGCUUCUUCUCCGAUAAAAGAACCACCACAACCCGUGUUGGAUCAUAACCAGUAGUGAAAUGAUGCUUCAGAUCCACUGUACACUGUUCAUCUGUAAACUUACUGUUCUCCAAUUAAUUGUAGAUACAAAAGAACUAAAGAUGGGCAACAGUUUUAAUACCGUUUUACCCCUUCCCAUUCAUUAAAAAUUACAAAAAGUAGUCAAAGUGAAAGGGACACCUUUUUAUUUGAAAUAUUUGGAAAAGUUGAGAACUUACUAUUUGAUGUUUGUGUUAAGCAUCCAGCAGUGAUCUGUUUUUCCUUUAUUUGUAUUCACUGAUUAAUCUGUGGUAUGCUUUGAAAAAAACCCAAAUAGUUGAUAUGGAAGACAGUACAUGUGAAAAAUUGAUGAUAUUUUAGCUUUUCAGGCUGAAGGUGUUGGAUUAAAACCAAAAGCAAAUGUGAUGAACUGUAGUCACAAAGCAUUGAACUGCAUUGUUUUGAUUUGCUCUGAAAAAUCCAAUCUUUCUUUGCUGUAAAACUUGCAAGUUAACACUACAUCAUGGCACAAAUACUGUUCUUCUAUAGAAUGGUAAGUCUCCACCUUUCACACUUGUUAAGUUUUAUUUUUAAACAAGUUUGUUUAAAAAAAAAAGACAGACAUUCUUCCUAUAUUAAAAUAUAAUGCAUUUCCUGUUUUACAAUAUUUUUUUUUAUUGAACAAAUUGUAAACUGAGACUACUCAGGAAACCAAUUUUCUAUACUCUAUUAAAAUCAAAAUUUCCAAGGCUUUUUUUUUUUUAUAAAAUGCAAUAAGAUAGGGAGAAUCCUGUAACUUUGUCACUGAAGUUGUGUAGUCUCUGUAGUCAUGUAUGCUGCUGUGGCUCUUCAAAAUUAGGCAACAGAGGUAAACUGGCUUGUUAGGUAGCACAGCACUGACACUGGACAUGGUUGUAUGACAUCUGUGUGAGGCACAUACAAAGCUUUCUAGUAAAUCAUUAUCCAGUCCAAUUUGUUAUUUAUACUGCAUUGUAUCUCCAUGGUUGUGAUGCAUUGAUACAUUGUUGCCUUGUGCAUCUAAUUGCCACUUCUGGUUUGCUAGUGGUCAUGCAAUGUUUCAAAAGUUUCAGGGUAUCUUUUUUGGUAGGUUUGCAGUCUACAUUGUUAUCAUUGCUUGUGUUUGUAAUAGAUGCUGUAUUGUGUACUCUGAAAAGUCUUGUUUUAUUAGAAUGUGGAAGUUGGCAAACGUACAUAAAUUGUUUGAACGAAGGUAUUCAAAAUAAGGUUAAAAGCUAGUACAGACUAGUCGGGAAGGACUAAGGUAAUCUUACCAAUUCUCAAGUGCACAGGAGAAACAACAGCUAAUCUAAAAACACAAGAAAAUGUAGGGUUUUUCACUGAUUUUCCUCUUAAUUCAAAAGAGGUUGUUAACUUAAACUGUUAAGCUAGCGCGCAGUAAAAGGAGUGUAAUUCUGAUUUGUUGCCAGUGUUGAUCAGAUAUUUCCAACUCUGGAGAAACUAAAGUUUGUUUUUAUAUAUAUAUUUA
This is a messenger RNA of Terrapene triunguis (Three-toed box turtle), 2337 nucleotides long. It is a transcript of the gene TMED7, whose product is annotated as transmembrane p24 trafficking protein 7. Bases 183 to 860 code for a protein of 225 amino acids. The transcript is spliced from 4 exons. Gene Ontology annotation, biological process: endoplasmic reticulum to Golgi vesicle-mediated transport; Golgi organization; intracellular protein transport. The record is from RefSeq and is a predicted model, not a curated record. NCBI's taxonomy places the organism in Eukaryota, Metazoa, Chordata, Testudines, Emydidae. Gene Ontology annotation, cellular component: Golgi apparatus; COPII-coated ER to Golgi transport vesicle; endoplasmic reticulum.